AUGAAAUCUGAAAGUGAAACAUCAUUAGAUAAUGAAGCAAGACCAACAAAAGCAGAAUUAGUCCAACUUGUUAAUCAGUUUCUCAUUCAAAACGAUUUGCCAGUAACAGCUGCCGCUUUACAAAAAGAAUGUGAAAAGUUGCUGGGAGGCAGGUGGAGUGGGCAUAAUUCUAAUGUCACUCGUAGCGGUCGCUUUCGUAGGCAUACGACGGUAAUACCUAAUUUGGAUGGCGACGCGUGUUUGGCAGAAUGGUUGAGUGAUAGUGGGGCUGUUGGGACCCCUUCAGCAUCCUCUCCAAACGAAAUGACUAAUUCCUCCUCAAAAUCCCCACCCUCUCGUUUACGUAAACCAGCUAAAUCAACAACAUUGAAAAAGGGACAAUCUCAAAAUAGUGAAAAUAAAAAUGAAAGAAGCCUGCAAAAGCAAUGUAGUAGCCGUUCUAGCCAAAUUUCUCCAGCUCCUUCCCAAAAAAGAGCAAAUUCUCGUAAUAAAUCGAAAAAUUUAAAUGAAGAUUUAAAUAUUUCUUCAACAAAAAUUGAACAAAAACAGGGAGGAAAAAAUAAAAAUGUUUUGAGGAAGGCUGACUCUGUUGGGAAUAUUUCUGUAAAUGAAGCUUCCCCAAAACAACAACAACAAACUUCUUCCCCUCCUCCUGAUCCAAUACACUCUUCAAAUCAAUUAACAAUUACAGAAGAUAUUGUAGAAAAUAAAAAUUGGCUUUGUGCUAAUUUAGAUUUAUCACUUAUUAAUCAAGCAUUGUUAAAACCAAGUGUUUCUGGAGGGAGAGCAAGUGCUUUGUUGUUACAGGCUCUAAGACAAGUUUGUCUAUGUUUUAAAUCUUGAUUGAUGUUUGUCUCCAUGUUUUGUUUUUCUUGUGUUUGUUUGUUUUAAAGUUUUAUUCGAUGUUUAUAUUCAAGUUUUAGAAUGUUUGUUGUUUUUCUUGUUUUUAUGUUUUUCUCAUGUUUUCUUAUGUUUUUAAGCUUUCCAAGUUUAUUUUUAUGUGUUUGUUUAUUUCUUUGUUUGGUGUUUCUCUUCAAGUUUGUUUUCUUUUUGUUUCUAACGUUGUUGUCUCUCUUUCAAUUGUUUACUGUUUUCAUGUUUUGCCUAUUGUGUUUGUUUAUUAAGUUUGU
Molecule: messenger RNA, 1130 nt
Organism: Meloidogyne enterolobii
Lineage: Eukaryota; Metazoa; Nematoda; Chromadorea; Rhabditida; Meloidogynidae
Source: the annotation of a GenBank genome assembly